CGAGGCUUUAGUGCGAUUUGGAUCCUCGAAGGAAGUGGAUGCUUCUAAAUUUUAGAGGAAUAUUACGUGCAUUAAUUAUUAUUAUAAUAAAUUAAUAAUUAAUUUAGUGUUAUUUGUAUUAUUAAGGAUGGCGUCAGCUACUUUAAUCCAGCCUUCUGGUGAAUUGUGGAAGAAGAUAAGAGUUGAACUGAAUGAGGAUGUGAACACGCGUGACCAGGACCUCGCAACAAUUAAAGAGUGGCUUCGGAAGCAACCACAUCUACCUGAUGAAUGGGAUGAUGACAGGAUGAUGACAUUCUUACGCGGCUGCAGCUUCUCUCUGGAGAAAUGUAAACGCAAGUUAGACAUGUACUUCACCAUGCGAACCGCCUGCCCAGAGUUCUUCACCGACAGAGACAUCACCAGACCGGAACUAAAUAGUUUGAUGAACAGACUACAUGCUACUCCACUACCAGGCUUGACACCGAAUGGACGUCGUGUCAGCGUUGCUAGAGGUGUGGACAAGAACUUAGACACAAGUGAGUUAUGUAAUUUGUUCAAAAUCGGCUUGAUGAUUGGCGACGUAAGACUGCGAGAGGAAGAACAAGGAGUAGGCGGGGACGUGUACGUAUUAGACGCCGCUGUGUUGACUCCCAAGCAUCUCGCCAAACUAUCCCCUGCGCUGGUUAAGAAGUUCCUCAUAUGUGUACAGGAGGCAUAUCCAGUCAAAUUAAAAGAGGUGCAUGUGGUGAACGCAUCGCCAAUCGUCGACAAAAUUGUCACUAUCAUCAAACCAUUCCUCAAAGAGAAAAUUAAAAACAGGAUAUUCAUUCACUCGGAUUUAAACACACUUUACGAGUAUGUACCGAAAGAUUUACUCCCUACUGAAUAUGGAGGAUAUUGCGGAUCGCUUAAAGAAAUUAAUGAUGCAUGGAUGAAGAAAUUAGAAGAUUACACAGAAUGGUUCAAGCAGCAAGAAUCUAUCAAAGCCAAUGAAUCUCUCAGACCCGGCAAGCCUACAAAUUACGAUGAGUUAUUCGGAAUUGAUGGUUCCUUCCGUCAACUCUCUAUUGAUUAAGACACUGUCUAUAAAUAAGUUACUUUAUAAUUAAGUCAUAGUACAUUUAAAGACAACUUUAUUUUAGACUACAGGUUAUUUUUACAUCUACACAAACAAGCUCAAUUUGGUUAGUGGCACUAACUUUAAGUACGUCGUUUUCUUAAUAAACCUUUACUCAUAAUACUGAUGAUUACUUUAAAUAUGUAUGUAAUUUUAAUGUAACAUAAUUUUGUAACAGAUAAAAAAAUGUAUUGUUGUUAACUGAAUAUUGGUUGUAUUGAAGACAUUAAGCGCCUGUGAAUAAUAAAAAAGCAAAUUUUUAAACAAUUCUAAUAUAAUUCUUGCUAUUUAUUUUCAUCAGGCGGAACUACAACUAUCUUUACAAUAACUAUAGAUUACUUCAGAAUUAGUUUUGUCAAAAUUAAGAUUAAAAUAAAAAUUAUUCACUUAAA
Molecule: messenger RNA, 1491 nt
Organism: Papilio xuthus (Asian swallowtail)
Lineage: Eukaryota; Metazoa; Arthropoda; Insecta; Lepidoptera; Papilionidae
Product: alpha-tocopherol transfer protein-like
Exons: 8
Coding region: 128-1057 (309 amino acids)
Cellular component (GO): membrane
Molecular function (GO): phosphatidylinositol bisphosphate binding
Source: RefSeq, a predicted model, not a curated record